This is a messenger RNA of Staurois parvus, 303 nucleotides long. NCBI's taxonomy places the organism in Eukaryota, Metazoa, Chordata, Amphibia, Anura, Ranidae. The record is from the annotation of a GenBank genome assembly.
AUCAGGCUGGGCAGCGGGCGGGGGCACGUCAGGCUGGGCAGCGGGCGGGGGCACGUCAGGCUGGGCAGCGGGCGGGGAAUCAUCUGGCACGACAGCGGGCACCGAAUCAUCUGGCACGACAGCGGGCACCGAGCCAUCUGGCAAGACAGCGGGCUCCGAGUCAUCUGGCACGACAGUGAGCUCCGAGUCAUCUGGCAGAACCGCGGGCACCGGGUCACCAAGCUCGACAGCAGGCACCGAGUCAUCUGGCAUGACAGCGGGCUCCAAGUCAUCUGGCAGAACCGGGGGCACCGAGUCAUCUGG